CCCCUUAUCCCAUCCAAUCCAUCAUCUCCCACACUCUUCCCAAAUCCACACCAAUCCAACACACUCCCUGCUCCCUCCAAUGGCGCUCCUCGCCCUCCAGGGCAUGGCCAUGUCCACGGCCGCCUUCCCCUCCCACCACCACGGCGUCGUAUCCUCCUCCUCCUUCGGGCUCUCAGCCACCGUUUCGCUCUCCCGCUCCCGCACCAGCCACGCCGCCACUGCCGUCUCGGCUCCUCUCACAUCAGUUCUUGAUGUCUACUGUGGAAGAGGGGACAGAAAGACAAAGAGAGGCAAAAGGUUCAGCCACUCAUAUGGAAAUGCACGACCCCGUAACAAGAAGAAGGGAACAGGCCCAGCACGGCUUUACGCCCCUCCCGCGCCUCCUAGGAAGGAUCAGUUUGAAGACGGGGAGAUCAUCGCAAUUGAGAUUGAUGAUGACAUCAUGGAAAGGAUGGAUUAGGAUGUCUGAAUUUUCCCUUAUUUCACGAUUUCCCUGUCCUUUGUGAAAUACAAUUCCCUGGGAGUAAUUAUUUUGUCAUUAUCCUAUGCGAAGUGCAAUUUCUUAGAAGUAAUUAUUUGGUCUUUCUCGACGAAACACAGAUGCCUAUGUACCUUCGAUUGCUUGGGCUGUAUGCAUAUAGGGAAACUGGCACCUAUGUUGUCUAAAAUAUGUCUGGUAUUUUCUCGCCUUC
Molecule: messenger RNA, 692 nt
Organism: Triticum urartu
Lineage: Eukaryota; Viridiplantae; Streptophyta; Magnoliopsida; Poales; Poaceae
Gene: PSRP4
Product: plastid-specific ribosomal protein 4
Biological process (GO): plastid translation
Cellular component (GO): ribosome; plastid
Source: RefSeq, a predicted model, not a curated record